This is a messenger RNA of Rosa rugosa (rugosa rose), 1354 nucleotides long. RefSeq lists its product as uncharacterized. Gene Ontology annotation, cellular component: nucleus. Lineage: Eukaryota; Viridiplantae; Streptophyta; Magnoliopsida; Rosales; Rosaceae. The record is from RefSeq and is a predicted model, not a curated record. The transcript is spliced from 6 exons. The coding region runs from base 421 to 927 and encodes 168 amino acids.
GUGCCCAGGCCUACCUCCUCCGCCUUUCUUCCCCGAUAUACCGACCCAAAUCCCCAUAUCUUCUCCUCUUUCCUCUCAAAUCCCCAAAUCUCCUCUCACCAUCCCCAUCCUCUCUCUCAAACCCUAAAGCGGCCGACAAAGGUUUGUUUACGGAAAUUGAAAGAUUCUGUGUUCUGGUACAAGGGGUUCUGGGUUUGUUAUUAGGUUUGUCAUUGGGUUUCUCAGAAAUUAGGGGUUGGGGGUUGUCUCAUCCUCUCUGCAUCUGCUUAGAUUGGGGGUUGGGAGUUGUCUCGACUUGAGAUUUAUAAUCCAAACAAGCUAUUGAAGGAAGGAAAGCUCUGGGCUCUCUCCGACGCCGCAAUCGAAACCCUAAGAAGCCGAGGAUGGUGCUUCGGAGGCGACUUCGAGCAACUCUAGGCGAUGAUCCUGAUCCACUGGGCAUUCGCCGACGAAACCCGCACGGUGGUGAAGUCAAUGAAAUCGGAGCUCCUCAACAUGGAUCUCAAAUCCGUCGGAGCCAAGUCGUUACCCAACCCGGCCACUCUUCGCAAGUCAUCUCAUCUUCUCGGUCCCAAAGUCCUUCAGUCGGGGCUUUUGAAACUUGGUCAAAGUGAUGGACAUGGUGAGGUUCCAGCUAUAGAGUACUCGCAUAUCCCUUCGUUCUCGGACGACGUCAUUUCGGGCACUAAGGAUACGCAGAAAUCAAAUUUUGGGUCAUCAGAUUCCCUUGAUAGCUUAUUUGGCGACAAAGAUGCAAGCAGUGCUCUGCAGGUACCGCCGCCAUUUUCUGCCGUCAUUCAUCUAUGUAAACACUGCAUGCAUCAUACAGACGAUGGUUCUGGUGCUUGUUUUGAAUCAGAACGGACUGAGCUGGGGAAAAGACUCUCCCACUUAGAUUCGAUUCUGGGUAAAUGGGGAGAUACCUGACAUGAAUGAUGCUACUCAAGACCAUAAGAGGCUUUCAGAAAGGUUGAGACUGAAGUGUAAAAGUUGGAGCAGCUCAAGUCAAGUACGCUCAAAGAGAUCAUUCUGAAAAAGAAGUUGAAACUGGAGGACAAGCUGCUGGAUGCUCCACCCGACACAUUAGGUGCUGCUGUCUUGGCACUACACCAUGCAAGUAUGAGAGAACUUUAGUGGCAAAAUUUCUCUCGAUCACAUUUGAUUGUAUCAGCUUUUGCUAUCUUUCAAUAUGUAAUUAGCUAGAAUGCAGUAGCCAUUAAACUAGCUAGAAUGUACGGUAUGGAUACAUGAAUGUAUAUAUGAUUGACAAAUGCUAGCUCCUUUGGUACAUUAGAUGGUUGAAUUAGAAUAUUUCAAUGCCUAAAUCUUAUAUUGAGCAUUAUUUUUGUGCAAA